Messenger RNA from Purpureocillium takamizusanense, 1046 nucleotides. RefSeq lists its product as uncharacterized. The coding region runs from base 87 to 1013 and encodes 308 amino acids. Lineage: Eukaryota; Fungi; Ascomycota; Sordariomycetes; Hypocreales; Ophiocordycipitaceae. The record is from RefSeq and is a predicted model, not a curated record. The transcript has a single exon.
CCCGCGUCUGGCGCCGCAUCCGACGGCUCUUCCUUGAUUCUCCUAUCCUCGCCUGACGGAUCCAAGUUCCAACACCCCGCCCCUCAAUGAGAGUCGCCAUCGUCGCCGUCGGCGAGCUGGCGCGCUACUUUGUGGAGGAGCUGCUGGCCCGCGGCCACGACGUCGUCGCCGUGUCGCGCAGCCGCAAGCCGUACCUCGACGCGCUGGACGGCGUCGAGCAGCGCGUCGCCGCAGACUACGGCGCCCGGGGCCUCCGCGACGCGCUGGCCGACUGCGACGCGGCCGUCUGCACGCUGAGGGGCGGCGUCCCGCGGUUCCCGGCCAUACACGCCGCCGUCCUCGAGGCGUGCCGGCGCUCCGCCACCUGCAAGCGCCUCAUCCCCUCGGCAUGGGCCGGCAACCUCGAGGAGUUCCCCGACGAGCCGCUGGACUGGGCCGACGAGCUCGUGCCCGUCCUCGACGCCCUGCGCGGCCAGACCGACGUCAGCUGGUCGGCCGUCUGCCCCGGGUGGUACGCCGACUACAUCCUCCCCGCGGGCCAGCGGCACCUGGGCGACAUUGGCGGCAUGUGGCCGCAGGACCACGGGCAAAAGACGUUUACGCUGUACGGCAAGGGCGGCCAGCUCGUCAACCUGACCUCUGCGCGAGACGCGGCCCGCGCGACCGUGGCGCUGCUGGAGCACGACCGGCACUCGUGGGAGGACUUUACGUACGUGUCCGGGGCGCAAAUGUCCUGGAGGCAGCUCGCGGACUUUGUCAAGGGCAUGGACCCGGCCUACACGUUUCGCCGCAAGUCGCUCGCCCAGAGCGUCAGGCAGUACGCGGCGGCUGUCGACGAGAGCCCGGAGAGCCGCUCCGUCGCCGUCUUCGAGCUGUGGGGGCACAGCGAGGCGCUCCAUUUCCCGUGGGACAAGGUGGAGAGGCACAGGGACAAGUAUUUCAAGGGACUCAAGUUCAGGGACCUGUCGGAGCUCGCGAGGGAGGCCCGGGCAGACCCCGCCAUGGUAGUGUAGCCGGCACGCACAGCAAAGCACAGUCGAGUCGAG